UCUUACCUGCUCAAAAACCAACACAACCAGCGAAUCAGGGGUCGACCUAGAACACACUUUCACUUCGCUACAAACUUACACUAAUGGCGAAGAAUCUGCCAUUGCUGUGCGUAUUGCUGCUUUCCGUUUUAAGCCUUAAUUCAAUCGUUGAAGCCAGGAUUCGACAUUAUAGAUGGGAGAUUAAGUACGAGUUCAAAUCACAGGAUUGCUUCAGAAAGUUAGUCAUCACCAUUAACGGAAGAACACCUGGUCCAUCGAUACGCGCGCAGCAAGGCGACAUCAUUAUUGUUGACCUUAAGAACAGUUUGUUGACUGAAAAUGUCGCCAUUCAUUGGCACGGUAUCAGACAGAUUGGAACUCCAUGGGCUGAUGGAACGGAAGGCGUUACUCAAUGCCCUAUUUUACCAGGAGACACCUUUAGAUAUAUGUUUGUUGUUGACAGGGCAGGAACUUACAUGUACCAUGCGCAUUACGGGAUGCAACGAGAGGCAGGAUUAUACGGAUCGCUCCGGGUGGCGCUGCCGGACGGAGAAGUCGAGCCCUUCUCUUACGACCAUGACAGAAGCAUCAUCCUCAACGACUGGUAUCACAAAAGUACAUACGAACAAGCCGCCGGCCUUUCGUCUAUUCCCUUCGUCUGGGUCGGCGAUCCUCAGUCACUAUUGAUUCAAGGAAGAGGAAGAUUCAAUUGCAGUACACCGGGAAUUGAGGCCGCAAAAUGUAACGCCACGAAUCCUGAAUGCUCGCCGUAUGUUCUCACCGUCGUUCCCGGAAAAACUUACCGGCUAAGGAUCGGAAGCCUAACUGCUCUAGCCGCUCUCAGUUUCGAAAUAGAGGGUCAUAAUAUGACAGUUGUUGAAGCUGAUGGGCACUAUGUGGAACCAUUCAUCGUAAAAAAUCUUUUUAUUUAUUCGGGUGAAACUUAUUCGGUUUUAAUUACUGCAAACCAAGAUCCAUCAAGAAAUUACUGGGCAAUGUCAAAAAUGGUUAGCCGUAACAACUCGGUCCCAACCGGCUUAGCCAUCUUCAACUACUACCCAAACCACCCAAAGCGGUCCCCACCCACGGUCCCACCAAGUGGGCCCUUUUGGGGCGCGAUUGAACCCAGGGUCAAUCAGAGUCUGGCAAUCAAAUCUCAUCCUAAGUAUAUUCACCCGGUCCCACAGACGUCAGACCGGGUGAUUAUUCUUUUAAACACACAAAACCGAAUCAACGGAAGUGUCAAAUGGUCGAUUAACAAUGUCUCUUUUAGCCUUCCUCAUACACCAUAUCUUAUAUCACUUAAACAUGAUUUAUUACACACAUUCGAACAGACCCCUCCACCAGAUGUAAUCAACGGGUAUCAAAGUUAUGAUAUAAAUAAUGUGGCUCCGAAUGUGAACGCGACUAGUAGCAACUCUUUGUAUAGAUUAAAAUUCAACACGACUGUUGACAUUAUUUUGCAAAAUGCAAACACACUGAAUGUCAAUAACAGUGAAACGCACCCAUGGCAUUUGCAUGGGCAUGACUUUUGGGUUGUUGGAUAUGGAAGUGGGAAGUUUAAUGUUUCGGAGGAUCCGAAGAGGUAUAAUUUAGUGGACCCCAUUAUGAAGAAUACAGUACCGGUCCACCCGUAUGGGUGGACUGCUUUGAGAUUUGUAGCGGAUAAUCCGGGGGUGUGGGCGUUUCAUUGCCAUAUUGAGUCCCAUUUUUUUAUGGGUAUGGGGGCGGUGUUUGAAGAAGGGAUCGAGAAAGUGACGAAAUUGCCCUCGUCUAUUAUGGGUUGUGGUGAUACUAAAAGAUUUAUUAGGCCUUAGUUUUUAUUAUUAUUAUUAUUAUUUUAUUUGUUUUAGUGUUUUUAUGAAUAUUCAUACUUGAUUUGAACGUAAAUGUAAAUUUUUUGCUGCUUCUUUUGUAUAAAGAAUGAAUGAUACCACAUUUAAUCA
This is a messenger RNA of Lactuca sativa (garden lettuce), 1925 nucleotides long. Its product is annotated as Cupredoxin superfamily protein. NCBI's taxonomy places the organism in Eukaryota, Viridiplantae, Streptophyta, Magnoliopsida, Asterales, Asteraceae. Gene Ontology annotation, molecular function: copper ion binding; oxidoreductase activity. Gene Ontology annotation, cellular component: extracellular region. The record is from RefSeq and is a predicted model, not a curated record.